CAGUGUUAACUUCCGGGUCUACAGUGUCAGAAACGCAAAAGAAAGGCGGAUCCCGGCUCCUGUAGCUUCUUUUGAAACUUUCCCCUAAACAAUUAAAACCUUAAUGCGCUAAAGUGCGUCAGGUAACGAAUAUUCGGCUUGUUUGAGACUAUUUUAUCCCCGAAGAUAAUCGAAUUGCCAUUUAGCCUGCUUGAUCGCACAGGAAAGCAAAAGCUUGAGAACAUACGCAAGCUAGCAAGCUAUUGUGACAGAAAGCUCGGGCGUAAGUUAGCUAGUUGGCUAGCUGCAUAAGUGGCUCUGUUUUACCAAGGGAAGCUCUAAGAGAACAGAGGUAAGACUACGAACAUGGGGGAUUUGGACCUGAUGUGGGCUUUGAAAAAUGGAGAUCUGGAAGAAGUGAAGAAUUUACUUGUUAAGGACGAAGAUGUGAACAGGACCCUGGAGGGCGGGAGGAAGCCCCUACACUACGCUGCGGACUGCGGCCAGGCCGAGAUGAUCGAGUUCCUCCUCUCCAAGGGAGCAGACGUCAAUGCCCUGGACAAACACAAAAUCUCUCCGCUGCUUUCCGCCAUUUACGAGGGCCACGUCAACUGCGUCAAGAUCCUACUAGCGAAGGGAGCCGACAAGACCCGGAAAGGACCGGACGGGCGCAGCCCCCUGGAGGCGGCCGAGACCGAGCCCAUGAAGGCCCUCCUCAAGUGAGAACGGAGCGGGGCGGCAGGGGGGGGAGGAACAGACGGACGGACAGACGGGCACGCCAGCCGCUGGACAGACGAGACGGACAGACUCCUUCCCCUGGUCUCCGUCUGCCCCCUGCUUCGCCUGUUCAUGGGGUCUGUUUGUGGCGGGGGAGUAUCCCCCCCCCCAAGAGAUUUUUUUUCCCCUUUUUGGGUAGGGAGGGGUGGGGUUGGGGAGUACGGGGUUUCUUCUUGCCUGUUCUUUCAUUAGUCAUUGAAUGGAUCAAUCCCUUAAGGACCAAACACUGAGGGACAACAGCACACACACAAGACCAUGAAUUCCAUGCUUCAAAUAAUGCAACAAAAAAAAAAGACUUUGAUACUGACUGGAGUAUAAACGUGUGUGAUAUUAGCACUUGUCUGUCUGCUGACUUUCUAAAUUUGUGUUUUCUCAAUUUUAGUGAAGGGGAAAGUGGGCACAGGUGACACACUUGUGUUUUUAUAUCUUUAAAAAAGUACUGUAGGGCCACAGGUUUGAUAGGAACAAGAACAGUCGUUAUAAAGAAGAAAAGUGUUAUGAUAUCCUCUGUAGUGCCCCUCCCUGCCGGCCUUGUGACUGAUCAGGGGUCAGUUUUCAGUGCUAUAGUUGUUGGGUUUAUUAGGAAGUGAGGGAGGAAGCUGAUCUGGGAAUGAAACAGUGUUCAGCUUCACCCCUUAUUCCACCGACCACAUCUGGGCAAUUGCAUUUAAAAAAAUAAACUGGGGGGUGUAUGUAAUAAAUAGACGAUUUAAUUUGACUUACGGACUCACCCCAGAGUCAAAUAUCUGUGAGCUCUGACCAAAUUAGAUUUUGCAAUCAAAAUCAAUGGCAGAUAUCAUGUGAUCAGCAGCACAGGGUCAUGGGUGUUGAUUGUCUUUUUUUUCUCUUUUUAACCAAGUGAAUGUCCUGUUUGUCACUGCUUAAUUUCCUCAUUUCAGAUGGUUGCAUUAAGCAAUAGAGUGCAAGGAGUUGAGAUGUGUGUGUCUGUGUCUGGCCAGUGUAGAGGCUGUGGUUUUUGGUGUGGUCAGUGGAAUGAGAACUCUCAGCUUAGAGUACUUACUCUGGGUUUAAUUAAAUUCCCUUGAUGGUCCUGCUGCAUGUUGGACCUGCUACUGCUUCUAACCUUUUCAAAAUGGUUGCUCUUUCUCUCUUGGUUGCUUACAAAAAUGAAAAAGAAAUGUAAAAGAAAAAAUGCAACGGUUCAAAAGAUCAAGCUUUAUAUCUGACAUUGUGUGAAAAGUUAAUAAAAGCAAAUAAAAUAAAAAAACAGAACUUGGAAACUU
Molecule: messenger RNA, 2000 nt
Organism: Anguilla anguilla (European eel)
Lineage: Eukaryota; Metazoa; Chordata; Actinopteri; Anguilliformes; Anguillidae
Gene: mtpn
Product: myotrophin
Exons: 4
Coding region: 346-702 (118 amino acids)
Biological process (GO): regulation of barbed-end actin filament capping
Cellular component (GO): nucleus; cytoplasm
Molecular function (GO): protein binding
Source: RefSeq, a predicted model, not a curated record